This is a messenger RNA of Dama dama (fallow deer), 7378 nucleotides long. It is a transcript of the gene PTGER3, whose product is annotated as prostaglandin E receptor 3. NCBI's taxonomy places the organism in Eukaryota, Metazoa, Chordata, Mammalia, Artiodactyla, Cervidae. The coding region runs from base 210 to 1373 and encodes 387 amino acids. The transcript has 2 exons. Gene Ontology annotation, cellular component: plasma membrane. Gene Ontology annotation, biological process: positive regulation of cytosolic calcium ion concentration; intestine smooth muscle contraction; phospholipase C-activating G protein-coupled receptor signaling pathway. Gene Ontology annotation, molecular function: prostaglandin E receptor activity. The record is from RefSeq and is a predicted model, not a curated record.
CGCGGCUGCCUGCUUGGCCUGGGAGCCCCGGCGCCGCCGCCUUAGUGGCGAAGUGACGCGGCGCCUGCGCCCCGCAUCAUGGAGGGCAGCCUAGCCGCGACCCCAGCCCCAGCCCCGGUCGCCACCGACAGCCGCCGCCUCCCGCGCCGGGUCGGCCGGCUCCCGUCGCUGUUCUCAAGGUGCCGUCCCUGCCUCACCUCCAAGGCAAUAUGAAGGCGACCCGGGACCACGCGAGCUCCCCUUUCUGUACGCGCUUCAACCACUCCGGCCCGGGCAUCUGGGCGGCCGAGCGCGCCGUUGAGGCGCGGAGCAACCUCACGCUGCCCCCGGAGCCCAGCGAGGACUGCGGCUCGGUGUCCGUAGCCUUUUCGAUGACCAUGAUGAUCACCGGGUUCGUGGGCAACGCGCUGGCCAUAACGCUCGUGUCAAAGAGCUACAGGCGCCGGGAGAGCAAGCGCAAGAAGUCGUUCCUGCUGUGCAUCGGCUGGCUGGCGCUCACCGACAUGGUCGGGCAGCUGCUCACCAGCCCGGUGGUCAUCGUCCUCUACCUGUCCCACCAGCACUGGGAGCAGCUCGACCCAUCGGGGAGGUUGUGCACCUUCUUCGGCCUGACCAUGACCGUCUUUGGGCUCUCCUCGCUCUUCAUUGCCAGCGCCAUGGCCGUCGAGCGGGCGCUGGCCACCCGGGCGCCGCACUGGUACUCAAGCCACAUGAAGGCCAGCGUCACCCGCGCCGUGCUGCUGGGCGUGUGGCUGGCCGUGCUCGCCUUCGCCCUGUUGCCGGUGCUGGGCGUAGGUCAGUAUACCAUCCAGUGGCCUGGGACUUGGUGCUUCAUUAGCACCCGGCCUGAGGGCAACGGGACUAACUCCCGGCAAAACUGGGGCAACGUUUUCUUCGCUUCUGCCUUUGCCAUCCUGGGGCUCUCGGCGCUGGUGGUCACCUUCGCCUGCAACCUGGCCACCAUUAAGGCCCUGGUGUCCCGCUGCAGGGCCAAGGCCACUGCGUCUCAGUCCAGCGCCCAGUGGGGCCGAAUCACGACAGAGACGGCCAUCCAGCUCAUGGGGAUCAUGUGCGUGCUGUCGGUCUGCUGGUCGCCGUUGCUGAUAAUGAUGUUGAACAUGAUCUUCAAUCACACAUCAGUUGAGCACUGCAAGACAAACACAGAAAAUCAGGAUGAGUGCAACUUCUUCUUAAUAGCUGUUCGCCUGGCUUCACUGAACCAGAUCUUGGAUCCCUGGGUUUAUCUGCUGCUAAGAAAGAUCCUUCUUCAAAAGUUUUGCCAGGUAGCAAAUGCUGUCUCCAGCUACUUUAAUAAUGGACCUAAAGUGCCGACUAUCUCACUAUCCAAUGAAAUAACACAGACAGGAGCAUGAAAGAGAACACUUAAUCAACUUGCAUGUUCACAGCUUUUGGCAAAAAAUAGCCCUAAAUCUUACUGUGAAUUUAGGCAUCUCUGGCAUGCUGCUAUUUAUGCAUUGAAGCAAAAUUUUUGAUAUAAGGCCUAAACGGUCUCAGAAGCAUAAAUAUUAAUAAUCCCCUAUGUGCCAAAAGUAUUGAAACACAAGCAAAGAAAAAUAGAUUAAUAUCAGUCUAGUGUUUUGGGGUCUCUUCCAUAUAUAGCUGAAUGUGUGAUUAUUUAUUAGGUGAAAGCACUUCUUUUGUUUUUAUAAAUGAUCUUGGUCUGUAGUGGGGGGCCGGAUAGGGAUAGUUAAUAUUCUAAUAUACUGAGUACAUGAGGAAUUCAACACACAGAUAUUUGAAGACAAGGCAACAGUUUAUUUUUGCUCAAAGGCCUUGGUCUUCUGCUUUCUCUUUUACUCUCUCUCUUUCUUUCUGUGUCACUUUCAUUCCCCUUAAAUUUUUUUUUAAAUUUGAUUUAGGAUGAAAAAAUGUAUAACAUAUUCACAGUAUUCAUUGAUACUGAUGUUAUUUAAAUGUCAUUCAAUAUGCAAAUUUGCUGCUAACCUUACAGAGUCUGUUUUGGUUGGGUUGGGAAUUAGGUUUAUUCAUUAUCUGAAUGAGUCAAUUAAUUCCAUUUAUUUCAAACAUGACAAUUUGUGAACAUCCAAAUUGUUAAAUGUUCUUCCUUUAGAUUACAUUUUUAAUUCCUACAAGCCUGGAGAAGAUUCAUGAAACUGUGCUUGGGAGUCAGUGAAGUGAUUUUUUUCAAAAUUCUAUUUAAGGACUGAUUGAGCCCUAAAUAUAGGUACUUAAGCUUAUUAUUUUCCCUGAUUUUUCCACCCAAAGUAUUCUCUUCAGUCUUUUGUGUAUUUAAAUACUAACUCCUAUUCUAAGACCAGUAAAUAUUUUAAAACUUCCAUAAAGACUUUCCAUAGUUUAGCCUAUUUAUAGGAUAAGGAAAUUAUAAUAUUGAUACCUCACAGCACUUUCUCUGCCCUCUCUUAAAAGUUUCUAUCUAAAUAUUUAUUAUUAAAAUGUAUCUCCUUAUGUGCACAAACCUUGACAGCCAAGCUUUAUAUCUUUUUGGCACAAGCAGGUCACUACAUUAAAUUUUGAGAAUUACACUUAAAAAAAUAAAAGCAACUCCCCAACAAACAUAACAAUCUUUCGAAUCAGACCUACAUAAAAUGUUCUUUGUACUCUUUAGAGCACUUGUUUUGCAAACUUACUGUUUCUCAUUCAGAGUUUAACUUGCUUUUUCCUUUAUUGUUUUCCCAGUUUUAAGAAACUUGAAAUUUAUAGUCCUUUAUAGUAGCUACCUUUUUGUGUGUGUAUUCAGUAGGCAUCGGGGGAAGAAUUAAUUUUAACAGGUGAAAAAUGUCUAUUAGAUUAAUAUGUUUACCAGGCUAAGUCAAUUAGGAGGAAUCAAUUUAAAUGAUCAUGUCAAAUUGAGUGAGAAGGCAAAAUCUGCUGAGAGUGCUUAUGUACCUCAUGGUGGUUCCACUAGUCUAGGUUUUGGGGAAAAAAUGAUGACAAAUAACCUAUGCUAAAAGGACAUUUAAAAAUUUCUCUAUACCAUGGAAUUGAAUUAUCCCACAAGUCACCUCGUGGAGGAUGAGACAAAACUACAUACUUUAAAAAAAAGUGUACUUAAAUGAUCUUAUAAUGACGAGGCUUUAGGUCCUAGGUUUAGACACAUACACAUAGCAUAGAUUCAAGUAGUGUGAGCUUGAAUGGGUUAUUUCUUCCAGCACCUUGCACUAGGAAUAUAGAAAGUGUUCAAUGACUAUUUGUUCAGUGAAUGAAUGAAUAAUUAUCUGCCAAAACCAGGUGCACAUCAGUGGGGUCCCAUUAUAUGGUUGAAGUGCUUCAUGACUUUAUAGACCAUUGAGCUGAUAAAAUGAAUGAACUCUGCUUGUUUAAUUACAGAAAUACAAAUUUAUCUUCAAAUGUUGAGUAUCAUAUUGCUUCAUGACAAAGUAAAUCAUUUGUAUUAAUAAUUUAAGAAACUACUACUCCCAAGUGGUAAUUGAGAUGACAGUCAAAGAAAUAUCACUUUUCAUCAGACCACAGAAAUUCAUAAAGACAAAACAACCUAAAACUCAUGCUUAACUAUGGAAUAGUUUCCUGCCCAGGGAUAUAUGGUAGCUGUGGUUGAUGGCAGUUUCUGAACAAGCUUGAAAAGGAAGUGGAAAGGAAGAAUUAUGUAAACAGCAUGUGACGUGUUAGUACAUGAAAAACCUGGUAAGAAAUGUUAGUCCUAAAUGAUAUUGAUCUUUGGAUGAUAGUUGAGGUUAGGUUUCAGGAUGUUCAGAAGCUCUCAAUGUGGUAAGGAAGUAAACAUCUAAAGUCACUGCAGAAGAGUAUAUCGGUUUCCAAAUUUAAGUUCCUUAGUCUUUAAGUUUACUCGAGUAUACUUAGUUUUGGGCAGGAAAAAAAUGCAUGCAUAAAUUAUGACAAUCCCAAAACUUCUCAAUACUGGUUUAAAAAAAUGGAGGCCUAGGAAACCAAAUAAAAAGAAGUAAAUGCAAUGUAAAAAUAGAUGUAAUAUCAACUGUUGUAGAUUUUACAAAGCUAUUCUAAUUUUCCACACAGUGAAUUUAUUCAGCUAUGUUGUAUCACAGAAGAGAAUGAUGACAUAUCAACCAAUAAGAACAGUUUACUUUUCAAAUGAAAUAAGUAUGGUAGAUAUCUUUAAAAUAUUUUAAAUUGAAGAAAUUAAAUGUGUUAUCCCAGGAUUUAGCAAAUCUGCCUAAGCUGUAUACCAAGUCAUUUUAAGUAAACAUAAGCAUUUAAUCAUGCCAGAUUCAAAUGAUUGCCAAUUGAAAGCCACACAUAUAUACUGAACACUUAUUUAUUAUAUAAAAGACCUCUUGACCAUGUUAUGGAACAAAAUUUUAGAAGCUCAUGUAAAAGUCGACUGUAAAAGACCCUGAAAACACACUGGCAUUGAGUAAUAGACAAACUAAAAACUCUGACAAAACACUAUCUUAAUAAGGUGGACAAUCUGUGGCAAUAUUCUUAUAUUUUCAAGAAUUAAGCCUUUUAUUUAAUACUUUAUAUGUUUUUGUUGGUUUUGACCCCAGGUUAGUGAUAUGUUUUCAGUCUUCCCCAUGUUGAUAAUCAUAGCCCUUUUGUAUUGGGAUCAGCUAAGAAAAUAGAAAAUAGUCAGCUAAGAAAAUAGAAAAAUCUCAUUCUUUGAAAUUUUAAACACAUAUAUUGCCCAUUUAUUUUCAUACUUAAUUCCGAAAGCUUCUUUUGAAAUAUGCAGGUUACUAGAAGGUGAGUGACGCAGAGAGACUGUAGAGUAUUUAUUACUACAAACAUAUUAAAGUUUAUUGCGGACUAACUGAAGUUUCCUUGAUUUACCUCUGUAAAAAGUUUAGGGCAUCAAGCAUGCCAUAUCUUCACAACUACUUGUUUAUUGCUGUCUUUGUGAUUGUGUAUGUCUGAAAUCUGCUAAAGCUGAGGUCUAAAUAAGUGAACAGAAUUGUUCUAUGAAUGAGAUUAUAUCACUUUUUUAAAUAAAGAGUAUUUAAUACUGUGGCUAUAUUGAUAGAACUGUUUUCUGAGUUGCAAUAGAAUGUUAAUAAGAGGUGACAUACGUCUAUGAUGUUUCAUAAUGGAGGUUAUGAUAUAGUCUAUUUACAAAAUUUGAAUAUCAAACUAAAACUCACAUGCACAUUUGUUAAGAAGGUGCUGUCAGUUCAAAACUCUAAGACAACUAACAGGUAGUGAUUACACAUGAACCAUGAAACAGAGAAUUAUGGCAAAUUUAAAAAUUAGAACUCCAUUAUACUGGUAUCAUGUAUAUGGAUACUAAUUACAUGUGAAAGUUCCUUACCCCUGGAUUACUCUCACCCAAAAGGUUUCAAUUUUAUAAUGAUUCAUGUUGUAGCUAUUAAGUAAAAUCUUUCACAUGCCUUCCCUGAAUGCCUUUUUUGAAUUGAGUCCACCUUGAAUAAAACUAAAGAAAGUGAAAAGAGCAGUACAGGGUGACUUUGUUCUCACAGUGACAAAUGGAAAACUGAAACUAUGCACAUGUGUGAAAGACUUCAGCACUUCUAGAAGUAAGGUGGUUUUUUUGUCCCAAAGGAGGUCAACAAUUAGUUUUUAAAUCAAAUGGAAUUAUAUCUUCAAAACAUGCUGCUUAACAUUUUCUUUCUCACUCUUCUCUACUCUUUACUCUUUUAAAUAAUGAAAGAGCAAAGAAUUUUAAUUUUCUGGAGUCUCUAUUUUAUAAAUCUUGAGUGAGGAUUCUAUUUAAAGGCUUGCCAUUUAUACAAGUUGAGUUGUAAACCAUUAUAUUAUGAUAUCACAAGCCUACUACAUUUUGGUUCUUUAGAAAUGCAGUUCAAUCAGGUAUAUACCAUAUUUGCUCAUAUAUAGAUUACACAUUUUUUUAUUGAGAAUGAAAAUUAUUCUAUUUUCAGAAAUUUUACAUCAAUUUGUUUUAAAUCAUAAACAACUCAUAUAUCUACUGAAAUGCUUAUUUCUUCUUUUGAAAAAAGACUGUUUCCCUGGCUCCCUUGCCUCCAGCCUGUUUAUCCAUUUUCUCAUGGAGAGAAAGUAACAGAAAUAUUUACUAUUGGUGAAGCUGGGAUUGUUUUUAAGAGAGAGAAUGGUUUCACAUUUCUAAUGUGCUAAUGUACUAAUCGAUGAAACAGAUCUGAGUCUGUUUUUUAAUAUCUGCUUUAAUGAAAUAAUUUUAUUAUGGGAGUAAAUAUAAGAAGGAGAGAGAUUAACAUCAGGUACAAUUAGGCUUUUCAGGCUUAUCAAGCAUUUUAGAGAUGAUAGCACUUCUAAAAUUUUUUGAUCAGCUCUUAAAUUCCUUUGUCAGUUGCUUUACUUUUUUUUCUUCUUCUUUUUUUUUGGCCUCACCCCGCAGCAUGUGGGAUCCUAGUUCCCCGACCAGGGAUCGAACCCGGGUCCCCUGCAUUGGAAGCACGGAGUCUUAACUACUGGACCACCAGGGAAGUCCCUGUCAGUUGCUUUAGAAUUAGAAUAGUUUGGCUUUUUUAAUUAAAGUGAACCAGAUAUCUAGCCAAAAGCUUGCCAAUCAUCAGACUUUAAUAUGAAAAUAGUUUAUUUCUAUGGUUUUCAAUUUCUGUAGAAAUCAAAGCUGUAAUGUUUAGCAGGAGAAAAUGCAUAUGACUUACUGAUGGACUUCAGUAUUCUUUCAGCUUUUGAAAGGACACUCCUAUGGAAUAGACAUGGAGGGUGGGACAGAGAACAAAGACAAAGAGAUGAAAGAAAACCUACAUAUUUCCAACUUGUCAAGAUUCUUCAUCCUUUUAGGCCAUUUCACAGAAGCAAGGAGAGGAAGGGGCCACAUUUGUCUUCAUACACUUGAACAUCAGUAGGACAAAGUGAGGAGUGGCCAGUGUUCUUUUCUGUAAAAGCAAAUGUUUAAUUCACUCAAGUCAUCACUGACUGCCAAACUCUUUUUCUUCCCAGGCCUCCUAUAUAUAGAUAGAAUAUUUUACUUUCUCCCUCUUCUUUAACAAAACAAUUUUGUACAGAUGGCAUAAAGUUGAACAUUUCUCUAAGGAAGCAAAUUAAAAAUAGGCACUGAUGAUAUUAAUCUGCUUACAACAAAUGAAUAUAUUAUUUUCAAAAUGUAUAUAAGUAAGAAUUGAAAUCAUUGACACUUUAAUAAAUGAUGUAAAGCUCAGUAUAAAAAUUGUAUGUUUCUCCACCUCUCCUAUUCAGCAUUCCAUCCCAGUGGGUUCAAUGGGAAGGUAAACUUUUGUCACCUUUAUGUAAAAUUUUUCUAGGAGUUAUGUUAAGUAUAUCUAAACAUAUCUUCCAGUAUGUUUGAAAGGGUAGUCUUCAAUAUUGUGGAGACAAAAAUAAAAGACUGAAAAGUACAUCAGAAUUUUGAUGGCAUUUAAGUCAUAGGUAGUCUGUGUAUUUAACAAAUGUAUGUUAUUUAUGUUGUGUUUGUCAAUGGAAAAUAAAGUUGAAUUUUCUGAAA